GGCCCCAUCCGCUGAUGUCACUUCCAUCUGGCUGCCCAUGUAUGUGUCCCGGCUCAACUGUGACAUCGACGUCGGCCUUUUGUUCCCUUCGUCUUUGGGGACUGCGGCUAAGGCAACCAGCUAGAGAAGGCUUCCUUCCUUGGACAGUCGUCAAAAGCAAGCGGGCUCCCGCUCCUGAUUACAAGCGCUUGCCCGUCAUUUUCCCUUCAGCGGGAGCCCCGCUAUGUUUUGCUGUUUUGAAGCUGCUAUCGAGUGGAUGGAAUUAAGCUGAAGGAAUUAAGCUUCAGUCAAGAGUAAGAAUAUGCGAGAAAAGAGAAAUGAUUCUGUAGACUUUGUCAAGGAUUUUCAAGAGUAUCUCACUCAGCAAACACAACAUGUAAACAUGAUUUCCGGUUCAGUGUGUAAUGAAAAGGAGCCAGAAUUACUUCAACCUGCAGCUGGGACUGAAAAUCAUCAAAAUGGAAUCCACCAUGCUUCUGUUGAAGUUUCUCUUGAUGAUGGCAGUGGAAUGAUAGGAGAAGGGCCAGAAAGAACGGUUGAUGGAAAGCUGAAGUGUCAGUACUGUAACUAUGCUAGCAAAGGGAUAGCACGACUGAUGGAGCACACCAGAAUGCACACAGGUGAGAAACCCCACAGAUGCCAUUUAUGUCCAUUUGCUUCAGCUUAUGAGCGUCACCUUGAAGCACAUAUGCGCUCGCAUAGAGGUGAAAAACCAUACAAAUGUGAGCUUUGCUCCUUUCGCUGCAGUGAUCAAAGUAAUUUAUCCCACCAUCGCAGGCGCAGGCAUAAACUACUUCCUCUGAAAGGACGCAGGACAUCACUGACCAAUAAGAGAAUGAUGGGAAUUUUGCAAAAAAAAUCCAGUUACUCCCUGAGUUAUGGAAGAAGACCUCUGAGUAAUUUCAGUCCUCCGAUGGUGGCGCAGAAGACAGAUUACCUUGAUGAAUUUUCUCAUAACAUCUCAGCUGAAUCUUAUGAGGGUCUGACAAAAGCACAGACUAGUGGAAUCUCAAGGGAUGUACAGGACAUGAUGGUGGAUAAUCCAUUAAACCAGCUGUCUGCUUUAGCCGGCCAGCUUUCCAGCCUUUCACAAGAUGACCAAACUCCAGCAUCUUCUGAUGUGAUAUGCAGGGAUGAGAAACCGUAUCUGAUACCACAGUCUAUAGCACCAAUAGUUACCACUGUAGUUUCUAGUGUGGCUCAGAGUUCAUCCAAUGCUAGCCCUGAUCGACAUCCUGUGCAUAAUCAAAGAACCUUCAGUCCUGUUCCAGGUCCAAAUAGUGAGCGUAGUGCUCACAUGAGCUCACCGUGCAUGACGAACAGCCAACCUAGCACCCCUGCUCCUCCGAUUCAAGUCCAGGACCCCCAGCUUCUGCAUCACUGCCAACACUGUGACAUGUAUUUUGCAGACAAUAUCCUUUACACUAUUCACAUGGGGUGCCAUGGUUAUGAGAAUCCAUUUCAGUGUAACAUAUGUGGAUGUAAAUGUAAAAACCAAUAUGAUUUUGCUUGUCAUUUUGCCAGGGGUCAGCAUAAGCAAACUUAAUGUUAUUUGUAUUAAUAAAGCUAUUAAAAAUUGA
This is a messenger RNA of Carcharodon carcharias (great white shark), 1580 nucleotides long. Its product is annotated as zinc finger protein Pegasus-like. Gene Ontology annotation, molecular function: RNA polymerase II cis-regulatory region sequence-specific DNA binding; DNA-binding transcription factor activity. Lineage: Eukaryota; Metazoa; Chordata; Chondrichthyes; Lamniformes; Lamnidae. The transcript has 4 exons. The record is from RefSeq and is a predicted model, not a curated record. Bases 302 to 1546 code for a protein of 414 amino acids. Gene Ontology annotation, biological process: regulation of transcription by RNA polymerase II.